Messenger RNA from Eucalyptus grandis, 4574 nucleotides. RefSeq lists its product as uncharacterized. The transcript has 7 exons. Lineage: Eukaryota; Viridiplantae; Streptophyta; Magnoliopsida; Myrtales; Myrtaceae. The record is from RefSeq and is a predicted model, not a curated record. Bases 217 to 4362 code for a protein of 1381 amino acids.
CCUCAGCGAUGCUGCUGAUCCUGCACUACACGGCACGAGCGGAGAAAGAAGAGGAGGAAGAGGGCGUUUUUCUUUUUUGCAGUGGAGACGACGCAAGCUCUUUUGCUUCUCCUUCGCGGCUUCCGCCCGCCAUCGGGGAGCUCUCCAUCUCUCCUCUCUCCGAUUUCUUGUGGGUUUUGAUCGGUUGGCUCCCCCUCCCUGAUCAUCUGUUAAACGAUGAGUAAUUGGGCUGGAAAUAGAGGGUCGUGCUCGUCGACGUCGAACCUGUCGGCGUUUGCGCAGCCUUUCGCGAUCCCCCAGCUGGACCCGUAUCCCAAUUCGUUGCCGCCGUUCUAUGUGGAUUCUGUUCAGCCGCCGCGGUUCGAUCAGGGGCCCGCGGAUUCUUCGCACGGCGCCUGGCCCAAUCCGUGCCCUCCUAACGCAAGAACUGAUUGGUUUCCCGCGUCGAACCCGGAGUUCGAUGUUGGGACUUACGGUUACUCGGGUUUGGAGACUGUUAAUGGAGAAAGUACCCCUUUACUUUCAUGGAACCCUGUCGAUGUUAGAGGGGAUGAAAAGUUCGGCCGGCGUUCUGAUGGCUCGAGAAGUGCCGUCACGGAAAGCGACGCGUGUUACUCCAUUUAUGCGUCGUCCGGGGUAGUUCAGGGUGAUCCCUCGGGGCUGGCUACUCAGUGCGACUAUGGCAGAAUAUCAUCUCCUUUUGAUGCGAACUUGGAUAAGUUGCCUCGUGAUGAUCAAAGCAAAAGUGUGAGUUUGGGAGGUACAGCUGAAUCAAGUGGCCUUUGGAAUGAGCAGGCACUUAGAUAUUAUGGUAAAAUUGAGGAUAUAGGUGGGAGUUACUGCUUGAAGAGGCCUAUUGCCGCUCCAUUAAUGACUGAAACUUGUACAAACGGAGGAGCUUCUCAUAGUGAUGAUCUUUUGAGUUGGGAAAAGCAUGGUGGAUUUAUAAGUGGAAAACACGUGGAUGCAUCAUCAAGCUUGGAUUUGCCUAGAGUAUUUCAUGAAACACAUCCUCAGGCAGCAAUGCCAGAGUUAUCUUCGAAUCUUGGGAAGAACCAGUGGCCAUAUGCUCAUAUAGAUGAAAAUGUUGUGUCAAAUCAUGUUUCAAGUGUGAAUGGUGGGAAUAUGAUUUCGGAAUCUUUUGCUGCACCCCAGAUGGGACCUCCAGCUGAUGGAUUUGUCCCAGGAACUGGUGAAGUUUCAUUAGGAGGUCAUAAGAAAGGUAUACACAGUGUUAAUGAGUACUAUGCUGGCACUAUGCUGUCCAGUGUAAAUGAGCCUCAGUCCCUGUUAACUUCUGGUAGUGAAUUACUGCUUGAUGGCACUGAUCUUGGGAAAGGUGUGCUACAGUGUGGUUCAUUUGUGAAUGGUGGUAACUCUGUAGUGAAAUCUAUGCCUGCACCUACAAUGGGAUAUCCAAUUGACGGUUUUAGGUCUCAAACUGGUGAAGCCGCUAUAGGAGAUCACGAAAAUGGUAGAGAUUGUGCUAAUGAGCUCUAUGCUGGCAUUUUACUGUCUAAUGUGAAUAAGCCUCGGUCUGUGCAAGCUUUUGGAAGCAAGCCACAGCUUAACGGCACCAGUCUUGGGGAAGGUGUGCUACAGCAUGGUUCUAGCAUGAAUUAUGGGGACUCUGUUGCCAAAUUGUUGCCUCCAACCAUAAUGGGAUUCCCAAAUGAUGGUUUUAGCCCUCGAACUGGUGAAGUUUCUAUCAGAGAUCACAAGAAUAGUGCUAACGAGCUCUAUGCUCGCAGUAUUUUGUCUAAUGUAAAUGAGCCUCAGUCCGUGCAAGCUUUGGGAAGCAAGCCAUGGCUUGAUGGUACCACUCUUGGGAAAAGUAUGUCACAGCAUGAUUCUAGCGGGAAUGAUGGGAAUUGUGAUGUGAAACCUUUGCUUGCACACACCAUGGUAUCCCCAGUUGAUGGCUUUAGCUCUCAAGCUGCUGAAGUUUCUACAGGAGAUCACAAGGAUGGUAGAGACUGUGCUAAUGAGCGCUAUGCUAGCAUUCUGCUAUCUAGUGUAAACAAGCUUCCAUUCGUGCGAGCUUGUGGAAGUGAAUCACAGUUUGAUAGUGCAGAUGUAGGGGUCCAGCUAGGAAGAAGUGAUUUUACCUUUGAGGAACCAUACCAUCUCGAAGAUGAAGACCGAUCAAAUAGCAAAUCUAAAUAUGCAUUUCAUCAUUUAGCUGGGGCAGAUUUGGGAUGUAAAGAUCCUUUGACAUCGGAUCAAUCCUAUUUAGCACUGGAGCAUAAUCGUACUCUGCAAUGUGCUGAAAAGCACAUUGGUGCCAAAUCUGGAUCCAGAAAUCCUCAUGUAACAUUAGACAGAUUUAAUUUGCCAUCUAAGGGUAAUCAUGCCUUGAAUUCUGCUGAGAGCCCCUCUGUGGGUUUACAUCAGUUUGAACAUGCUGUGGACUCUCCUUGCUGGAAAAAAGCAAUGGCAUGCUCAAAGCUCGGGGAGGAACCUGAACUAAGUGGUUUUAAUCUGCUACAGGACCUUCGAAUAUUUGGCAAUACCUUAUAUCCUCCUAAGGUCUCCUCUGAUAAACCAAGUGCAGGAAAAGUACUCUACAGAGGUGGGUGUAGUAACAGAGGUUCAGUGUCACCCUCAGUGCUGCAUGCCUUUGUUAAUCCUUCAGGCAGAGAGGGAGGAUCCAAUGAUAAUGAGGAUAUUUGCUCGAGUGAUUCAAGACAUGUUCUGUUUUCUAAUGAAGUCGAGGAAUCUACUGGACAUUGCAUGUCGUGCCAAGAAUCAAUUGGUGAUUCUAAACCUUCUCAUCCCAUGCAGCAGAGUUCAGGAGAAGGUGAUGUGACUUCUGACAAGUGGCACAUGCCCACCCAUCAUGUCUCUGAUGUGGGUACAAAUGGAAAUGAUUCUUUGAAAAUGGAUCCACCGGAAGGGUUGCUCCUUUCUAUGAAGCAUGUGUUGGAAUCAACCAAUGCAGUAGAUAAUUCUCCUGGGGUUGCCAAAUGGGAUAGGGGACCAGUAAUCCCAAAUAUAGAUGGACAGAUGCUAGUUUCAACUAUGCACAAUCUGUCAGAGUUACUUCUCUAUUCAUGUUUAAGUGGUGCAUGCGACUUAAAGGAAAGAGACACCGAUGUCAUUCAAAAGGUGAUUGAUAAUCUUUGUGCAUGUUCAUCAAAGAAUGUUGAGCAGAUGACCACACAACCCAAAAUACAUAAUUCUGAGGAAGACACAUGCAAAGGUUUAGGAGCAUCACCUGAUCUUGACAUGGUAGGUUGUUUUCUGCAGAAAAAGGAUAACUGGGUUCUUUUCCCACAGAGUGAAUCUUCUGUAAAUAUGCCUCUUGCCGGUGCAUUUUCUGUAAAUAUUAAGGGUCAGCUUGACAAUCACCGUGCCUUUGACAAGAAGACGCAAGAUGCUGGGUUUGAUAGUGAGGUUGAAAGUUCUUCUGAACUUUCCUCCUGUAGGGGUAAUGCCCUGAUAAACAAAGAUGAUGCCGUGACCGAGGCUAUCAAGAAGAUUCUCAGUGAGAACUUUCAGGUUAAGGAUGAUUCGCAGCCACAAAUACGCUUAUUUAAGAAUUUGUGGCUUGAGGCAGAGGCUACUCUAUGUUCCAUGAAUUACAAGGCUCGCUUCAAUCGUAUGAGGAUCGAGAUGGAUAAUUCCGGGUCCAAUGAAGUGAAAGAUUCUUUUGAAAAUAAUUUGGAUGCGGAGAACUCAUCAGAUAUUGGAGUCUCUGUUCAAUCAAAUGAAGAUGAUAAAUUGUUGGCUGGGACAAGGAGCUGUGAAAAGCCUGAGAAGCUGAAUGCCUCUGUUCAGAGUCUGACUGUGGUCAGCACAAUCAAUCCUACCACUGACCUUUUAGCUCCAAGUUGCCGGCCUCAUAACUCAAGUACUAAAAGUACUCCAAAUGUGGAGGAACAAGGGCCUCUGAAAGUUUCUCCUGAUCUCAGCAGGACUGCAGAAUUGACAGCCGGAUCAUCCAAAGAGAACGGUAGCCUCGCACCUGAAAUCUCUCUCAAUUCUCCUGUAACAGGCGCAAUCUGCUGCACUGAUGACGUACAGGCUUCUGAUAUGGCCAGAUUGAAAAUCCUGAAACGAUGGGAUGAGAGCUUACUUUCUGAAAAUCAGACACUGAUUCCUCCAGGUUCAGUUGAUAUCGGGGUCGCACUUAAAGAAGAAAGCUUUCCAGUUGCUAGAGAAAGAGUGAUAGAGGAAAGCACUGACCUUUCUGGUGGCAAGUUGAAGAUGGAGUCUCGGGCUGGUGCUGAAGAUAGUCAAAUACUCCAUUUUCGAGCAAAAGAUUCGCCCAAAAACCCUCUCUCUGCAGGCUGGCAGGACUGCUCAGACUGGGAGUAUGUGCUGAAAGAGGAGAUUCGGGGCAGAGAUUUUAAAUCUUGACUUCAGGAGUAAGUGUUCCUCAAAUGUGAAUAAUCACCCAUGAUUUACUGGAUCUGUAUCGCUUCUCUCUAUGUUAUGUAGAACACUGUGUGUCAAACCCCAUGAAUUGCUCUUGUGGAACUCUUUGAUCUCCAAACUUGUAAAUAGCUUUCAAACGCUGUCGGUGUCACAGCUAAAUGAAGACAAGUCGUGCUUGCAUGUGUUUUGCUUCU